Messenger RNA from Micropterus salmoides (largemouth bass), 1645 nucleotides. RefSeq names its product myozenin-2-like. Gene Ontology annotation, molecular function: FATZ binding; telethonin binding; actin binding. NCBI's taxonomy places the organism in Eukaryota, Metazoa, Chordata, Actinopteri, Centrarchiformes, Centrarchidae. The record is from RefSeq and is a predicted model, not a curated record. Bases 10 to 933 code for a protein of 307 amino acids. Gene Ontology annotation, cellular component: actin cytoskeleton; Z disc. The transcript is spliced from 6 exons.
CACCCUGGGAUGAGUUUUAUACCGACUGUUCCUUCUCUGCUGAGGAGUGUCAGAGUGGAGGGUGGAAGCAUCCUGUCUCCAGUACGGAAAACCCACACACGACCAUCCAGACUACCUCCAAUACCCGUCAUACAGACAGGCAGCAGACACAGGAAUAUAAUGAUGAUGAUGAUGCAGUCAGGCCUGGAUGACAUGACUAAGCAGAAGAUGCUGCAGGCUAAGGCUCGUUCUAAUGAGGUCAGGAGAGACGGUCUGAACCUGGGGAAGAAGAUCAGCGUGCCAAAGGACGUGAUGAUGGAGGAGCUCAACCUUCCAUCUAAUCGAGGCUCUCGAAUGUUUCAGGAGAGGCAGAGGAGGGUCGAGAAGUUCACACUGGAGAACGCUGCCGGCGGUGCUUACUAUACCAACAAUGUCCAUCCAGAGGCUGUUCCUCCCCAGCAGAUCAUCCCAGAACCACAGGGUGGGAAAGAGAACCAGGCCUUCUCCAUCGCUGGUAAGCAUAGCCUGGUCGUGAACCUUCAGAAGACUGUAGCAAAGAAGGGCAGUCCUGACGUCCUCGCUCCAGGAUAUUCUGGUCCUCUGAAGGAAGUUCCUCAUGAGAAGUUCAACACAACAGUAAUCCCCAAAUCCUACUGGUCCCCGUGGAGGGAGGCUUUGGGAGGCAACGAAGAGCUCCUGAACACUCUCAAUUCCCAGCUGCCCCAGCUCCCACAAAGACUACAGCCUGCCAACUACAGGUGCUUCAACAGAUCUGCUAUGCCAUUCGGGGGAGCUGUGGCCAGCAAGAGGGUGAUCCCAGUGAUUAGCUUUGAUGCAGUGGAAUCCCAGAAACUGCCCGGCAUCGCUCUGGACCGCAUGUGUCGGCGGCCCAACUUCAACAGAGCACCCAGGGGAUGGGGAAUUGAUUACUGCCCUGAAUCUAAUGAACUAUGAAAAAAGGGCUGAUCAGCUAAAGACUGGCUAAGCUUGCUUCUCUCCUGCCACAAAGACAAUUUCUCUGUUAAUUAGUGGGAACUGCAGGGGCAAGAAAAAAUAAAUAAAACACUCUCGCACGAUAUAUCAAGUGGUUUGCUACUGUUCAGUGGUUUGACCAGCUGAGGCAAACUCACAGAUGCUGGAAUCAGUUCAUUACCGCAGUAGAGUCCUGGACAAUACUUUUUUUUUUUUAAAUCACCCGUAGCAGCAUCCGAUCCAAUCAAUGCCUAAACACCCAACGCCCCCGCCCCCCAAUCCAGUCUUCAUCUGUUACCUUUCACGCUGUCGAUUUACAUCUUCAUCCCCCCUUUGUCCCCUACUAUUGUGUAAGCGCAAUAGUUUGAGAUAACACUGCUCUUUCACAAUAGUAAAUGCGUGAAUAUUAAUGAACAAUAUGCACUCUCAGAUGAUCAAUGACAACUGCAUCAUUUUAAUGACAAGUGAAAACAACAUUCAAAGAAAGGUUUACAAUAAACUAGGUCAUUAUGCUGUGGAAUAUGAAGAUUGUGUCAAAUAAACAAUAAAAAAAGUCAAUGCAACUGAAAACGAACAGGUUUAAUACCCCACGUGAUACUUUGCACGAUGUUACACAUAGAGUUUAACCUAAAAGUAUACAGUUUUUAUAUGUACAAUGGCUCCAAACCACAGGAGCCUGUAGUAAAAAAAAAAA